Messenger RNA from Colossoma macropomum (tambaqui), 1413 nucleotides. RefSeq names its product ubiquitin-conjugating enzyme E2 E2-like. Gene Ontology annotation, molecular function: ubiquitin conjugating enzyme activity. The record is from RefSeq and is a predicted model, not a curated record. The coding region runs from base 161 to 787 and encodes 208 amino acids. The transcript is spliced from 6 exons. Gene Ontology annotation, biological process: protein polyubiquitination. NCBI's taxonomy places the organism in Eukaryota, Metazoa, Chordata, Actinopteri, Characiformes, Serrasalmidae. Gene Ontology annotation, cellular component: nucleus.
CUCUCGCGCUCCGUGUGUGUCAUUAGCGCCGAGAAGAAGGACGAGCGCGCGGACAGAGCCGCCGUGCUUCACUCGCAGGGGGAAAAGACCGACUUCAGCUCGAUUUUGCGGAUAUUUCUCUGGCUUCCCCUGCGCGCCCUGACCGCUGAAUCAGAUCAGGAUGUCCAGUGAGGUCCAGCCGAGGCCGGACGACAGUCCAAACACGAGUGGAGGCAGUUCCGACGCUGAACAGAGAGAGGUAGCACCUGUGGAGCAGCCAGAGGAGAGGGAGCGAGAGAGAGAUCCGGCUCCACCAAAGAAGAAAGAGGCCAAGAUCUCCAGCAAGACCGCUGCUAAGCUCUCCACCAGUGCCAAGAGGAUUCAGAAGGAGCUGGCGGAGAUAACCCUCGACCCGCCUCCAAACUGCAGUGCUGGUCCUAAAGGAGACAACAUCUACGAGUGGAGGUCAACCAUCCUGGGUCCCCCAGGCUCUGUCUAUGAGGGAGGGGUCUUCUUCCUUGACAUCGCCUUCACUCCAGACUACCCCUUCAAACCUCCCAAGGUGACGUUCCGUACGAGAAUCUACCACUGCAACAUCAACAGUCAGGGAGUGAUCUGUCUGGACAUCCUGAAGGACAACUGGAGCCCAGCCCUCACCAUCUCCAAGGUGCUGCUGUCCAUCUGCUCCCUCCUCACAGACUGCAACCCUGCUGACCCUCUGGUGGGAAGCAUUGCCACACAGUACCUGACCAACAGAGCAGAGCACGACAGGAUAGCCAAACAGUGGACCAAGCGCUACGCCACAUAGACCCUACCUUGCCCCCGCCGUCCCUCCUGCGACCCUACGAAGCACACCUGGCCCUCACUCCAGAUGUUCCCCCGCCCGCCCCCGACCCCGACGACGAACUGUCCUUUGUUUCUUGUUGACUUGAAAGCUUUUUUAUACAGUGUAUGUAUACUAAGAGCAGAUCGGGAUUGUACUUUUUCCAAUGCGUUGAAUGUUGGCAUGGUCAUCAAAAGCUUUAUUAUUAUUUGUAAUGUUAGACUGUUCUUAUUACUGUUCUACUGAUCUGCAUUAUUAAGGAAAGGGUGGAGUGCGCCCACUGGUUUUCUUCUGGAUCUUUGUGCAUUUCCUUCAACCUGGGCGCAGAAGACGAAGACCAGGCAGUGAUCACUGAUAUUUUUUCAUGAACUCUUUUAUGUCUGAUUGAUGUUUUAACUCCAGGUUUUUUUUUCCCUUCGAGUUGUUUAUGUGGAACACUAUGGCACUGGCCUGUUCAUCUCGAGACGCCCCGUACCAGUUCAGUAUAUCAGCUGGCCUGCUGCUCGCUACGUGCGGCUUUGGCUGUUUGUUGUAAAAUGCACAUUGUGAGGGAAAACUCAAUUGAUACUCUGUUUAGUAACUGAGUGAAUAAAUGACGUGUUGAGCCGAAA